AUGCUAGAUAGUCUUCAAUUCUCUGCAUCAUUAUGCUCUCUGCACCUGUCUCCAUUGACACUGCCCCCCCAUCCUUCCAUGUUUAUUCUGCUUGGAAUUCCUGGGAUGCAAGACCAGCACAUUUGGAUUGCCAUCCCCUUCUGCUCUAUGUAUAUCGUUGCUCUGGUGGGCAGUGGAACUAUCCUCUACAUCAUCAUGACAGACAAAGCUCUGCAUAAGCCAAUGUACCUUUUCCUGUGCUUACUCUCUGUCACUGACCUGGUACUCUGUUCAACUACAUUGCCCCAAAUGCUAACAGUCUUCUGGCCGAGGUCUCACAUAAUUUCUUAUCAUGGCUGUCUUACUCAGAUGUUUUUUGUUCAUGCUGUCUUUGCCACAGAGUCAGCUAUUCUGCUGGCCAUGGCUUUUGACUGCUAUGUGACUAUCUGCUGUCCUCUUCAUUACACAUCCAUCCUCAGUGGGAAAAUUGGACUGACCUGUGUGAUUCGUGGUCUUUUCUUUGUUUUCCCCUUUGUCAUCCUCAUUGAACGCUUACCCUUCUGUGGACAUCACAUAAUCCCUCACAUUUACUGUGAGCACAUGGGCAUAGCCAAGCUGGCUUGUGCUAGCAUCAAGCCCAGUAGUAUUUAUGGUCUCAUGGUGACAAUUUCAAUCACUGGCAUGGUUGUGGUCCUCAUUGCCACUUCCUACUUUCUGAUCCUGCAGGCUGUGUUGUGCCUUUCUUCCAAAGAUGCCCAGUUUUGUGCAUUUAGCACUUGUGGAACCCACAUUUGUGUGAUUCUUGCUUUCUACAUCCCUGCCUGCUUUUCCUUUUUUACCCACCACUUUGGCCACCAAGUACCUCCUCAAGUCCACAUUAUACCUGCAAAUCUCUAUCUCCUCGUGCCUCCUAUUCUUAACCCCUUAGACUAUGGCAUCAACACCAAACAGAUCCACCUUCGAAUAUUUGACUUUUUUGGAGGGAGGGAGUAA
Carlito syrichta (Philippine tarsier) is the source of this 972-nucleotide messenger RNA. RefSeq names its product olfactory receptor 52D1-like. NCBI's taxonomy places the organism in Eukaryota, Metazoa, Chordata, Mammalia, Primates, Tarsiidae. Gene Ontology annotation, cellular component: membrane. The record is from RefSeq and is a predicted model, not a curated record. Gene Ontology annotation, molecular function: olfactory receptor activity. Gene Ontology annotation, biological process: G protein-coupled receptor signaling pathway. The transcript is spliced from 2 exons. Bases 1 to 972 code for a protein of 323 amino acids.